This is a messenger RNA of Effrenium voratum, 1728 nucleotides long. NCBI's taxonomy places the organism in Eukaryota, Dinophyceae, Suessiales, Symbiodiniaceae. The record is from the annotation of a GenBank genome assembly.
AUGCACUCAUCGAUCAUCGAUCUCAUCGGCAACACGCCCUUGGUGCAGCUCAGGCGCGUAUCGGAGGAAACCGGCUGCACGAUCCUCGGCAAGGCCGAGUUUCUCAACCCGGGCCAAUCGGUCAAGGACCGGGCGGCGCUGGCCAUCAUCCGGGAUGCCGAGCGCAGGGGCACGCUGAAACCAGGCGGCGUGAUCGUCGAGGGAACGGCGGGCAACACCGGCAUCGGGCUGACCAUGGUGGCGCAGGCGCUGGGAUACCGGACCGUGAUCGUGAUCCCCGAAACCCAGAGCCAGGAGAAGAAGGAUGCGCUGCGGCUGGGCGGCGCCGAACUGGUCGAAGUGCCGGCGGUCCCCUACCGGAACCCGAACAAUUAUGUGCGGGUUUCGGGCCGCCUCGCCGAGCAACUCGCCAAAACCGAGCCGAACGGGGCGAUCUGGGCCAACCAGUUCGACAACGCGGUCAACCGGCAGGCGCAUGUGGAAACGACGGCACCGGAAAUCUGGCGCGACACGGACGGCAAGGUGGACGGAUUCAUCUGCGCGGCCGGUUCCGGCGGCACGAUCGCCGGUGUCGCCGAGGGGCUGCGCGCCAAGAAUGCGGACAUCAAGAUCGGCCUCGCCGACCCGCAUGGCGCGGCGCUCUUUUCCUAUUACACGACCGGGGAGUUCAAGUCCGAAGGCAGCUCGAUCUCCGAAGGCAUCGGCCAGGGACGGAUCACGGCCAAUCUGGAAGGCUUUGCCCCGGACUUUGCAUGGCGCAUUUCCGAUGCCGAGGCGCUCGACCUGGUCUUCAAGCUGGCGCUGGAGGAAGGCAUGAUCAUGGGCGGCUCGACCGGCAUCAACAUUGCCGGCGCGGUGCGGCUGGCACGGGAACUGGGCCCUGGCCACACCAUCGUGACGAUCCUGUGCGACUAUGGCCACCGCUACCAGUCCAAGGUCUACAACCCCGCCUUCCUGCGCCAAAAGGGCCUGCCGGUGACGCCUGACGUGCCAUCGGUGACCGAAGCGCUGUUCCGCGACGAUGCCUAUCUGACCGGGGCCGAAGCGACGGUUCUGGACGUCAACGAUCGCGGCGGGAUCGUGCUCGACCGGACGGUCUUCUACGCCACAUCGGGCGGGCAGCCGGGCGACAGCGGAACGCUCAGCCGGGCCGACGGCAGCACCAUCACGAUCGCAACCACCGUGACCGGCGAGACCAAGGACGAGAUCGUCCAUGUGCCGGCUGAAGGUUCGGCACUGCCGGAAGCCGGCGAAACCGUGGCGCUGGCCAUCGACUGGGAGCGCCGGCACAAUCUCAUGCGCAUGCACACGGCCUGCCAUCUGCUGACGGUCGCCUGCCCGUUUCCGAUCACCGGCGCCGCGGUCGGCGAAACCGAAAGCCGCGUCGAUUUCGACAUGGCCGAAACGAUCGACAAGGCGGAGGUGACCACCGCGCUGAUGGCCAUGGUGGAGGCCGAUCAUCCGGUCUAUGCGCAAUGGAUCGAUGAGGCGGCGCUCGAUGCCAAUCCGGGCCUUGUCAAAUCGAAGAAUGUGCGUCCGCCAACGGGCACCGGCCGCAUCCGGCUGGUGUGCAUCGGCGACGAUGCAAGCAUCGACAGCCAGCCAUGCGGCGGCACCCAUGUGAAGAUGACCGGCGAAAUCGGGCCGAUCCAUAUCGGCAAGAUCGAGAAGAAGGGUCGCGAGAACCGGCGCUUCCGGAUAAGGUUCGGCGCACCGCCGCAAGCCUGA